Messenger RNA from Rangifer tarandus platyrhynchus (Svalbard reindeer), 402 nucleotides. Lineage: Eukaryota; Metazoa; Chordata; Mammalia; Artiodactyla; Cervidae. The record is from the annotation of a GenBank genome assembly.
AUGAACCCUUUAGAUAACCCUAUAAUGACAGUAAAUAAAAUGAAGAGUGAGAACGAGAUGAACUUGAAGAUCACCUCCUUUGAAGACACUGCAGUUUUCUCAGUACAAAUUAUAGAUGUGAGUGGACAGGGCAGGCACGAAGACCUUCAGCUUAGCGCUGAAUUUGAAUUAGAAGGGUUUCUGAUGGUAAUGGUUGGGAAGAUCCUCUGGAGAAGGGAAGGGCUAUCCACUCCAGUAGUCUUGCCUGGAGAGUCCCAUGAAGAGAGGAGCCUGGCAGGCUACCGUCCAUGGGGUCGCAAAGAUUUGAACAUGGCUGAGCAACUAACACUUUCACUGAUGGGAAUGGAGGAUUUAAGAGCUGUGUACUCCAGAUGCUGUCCCACAAACCCUUUCCUUUGUUAA